UUUCAAAGUUUGUGUUACUCAAUUCGUCUUUUAUAAUUAUUUUGAACCUUAUUUUAAAAUUAUAUUAAUUGUAUAUACUGUACACUGUGUUAAGUAUAUUAUUUUCAAUAUUUAUGAGUCAGUUAAAUAGCAUAGUUUAAGUGUACGAUAUAUCCAUAAUUUUUCCGCGCACUCGUGAUUUAAGAAACCAACUGGUGUUCAACAGUAGAAAUUAUAAGUUACUGUUCAUUUGCGGAAUCAACAUGUGGAAAAUAUCGAUCUUGUCUUUGUUAAUAUUGGCCAUUCCUAGCGAAGGGAAUAAAUCGCCAAAACAGAAAGUGUGCAUAGUCGGUGCAGGACCGGCUGGAUUAAUUGCGACAAAAUAUGUUGCUCAACAUCUUGAUGAAUUUGAACUUAUAACCUUUGACAAACAGUCAAAUGUGGGGGGAAUGUGGAUUUAUACUGAUAGUACAACCGUUGACGAGCAUGGCCUUCCUGUACAUAGUAGCUUAUACAAAUAUCUUAAAAUAAAUGGUCCAAAAGAAUUCCUCAGUUACCCUGAUUACACGAUGUUUACAGCAGGAAAUGGCAGUUUUGUAUAUCAUUCACUGGUUCUUGAAUAUCUUAAAAACUAUACCAACUAUUUCAAUCUCCGCAAGUAUAUUCAGUUUGACACUAAUGUCGAAAAAGUAAGCUUGAUACACGGCGAUAAAUGGCUCGUAAACAUACGAAAUUUGAAUACUAAUGAAAAGGACGAAAUACUUUGUGACAUUUUUAUUGCGGGGAGUGGGCAUCACGUCAAAGGAAACAUACCCAAAAUCCCAGGCAUCGAAAGUUUUCCAGGGCGCGUAUUGCACAGUCACCUUUUUCGCAAGCCUGAAGAGUUUGCUGGGCAGACAGUUGUAGUAUUAGGUGCCGGAUUAUCUGGUUUUGAUAUUAGUAUUCAAAUUAGUUGGAAUGCUUCGAUGGUUUAUCUCAGUUCUAGACACGACAAACUUCCAUCUAUACUGCCAGAAAACGUAGUACAAGUAGCUGGUAUUGCCAGCGCUAAUGGUAACGAACUUAUUUUAAAUGACGGCACAAGAAUCAAAGCUGACGCCUUGUUAUUUGCUACGGGCUAUUUGUAUGAUCUUCCAUACCUUGACGAAAACACUGGUAUUAUUGUCGAAGAUGGAAAAUAUGUCCGGUUUCUUUAUAAACAAUUCAUCAGUAUCGAGCAUCCGACCAUGGCUAUUUUAAAUAUACCGACUCCAAGUUACGGUUUUAUAAUGCCGCAUGCUCAGAUGCAGUACUUUCUUGCUGUAUUACGUGGCAAGUUAACGCUACCAAGUCGCGAGAAAAUGCUAGAAGAAGAAAAACUUCCACCUGGAAAACCCAAGAGCAAAGCUCAUUUCAUGAUUGAAGAAAUGUUUUCUUACUAUGACGGUCUCGCAUUAGCUGGCGGUGGUGAUCCUUUGCCUGAUUAUUUUGAGCCCGGGUUCUGGCUAUUUUACAACGAACUUCUCAGGGAUCCGACGCACUACAGAGAAAAGAAUCUUUAUAUUUACAAUAAUGGCAAAGUUGUUGAAUUUUGCUAAAUAUGUUACCUUUUAAUUUUUAUGAAUAUUCCCAUUUAUAUGUAAUCAAUAAUUUACUGCGGGAUUUGUAUUAUAUUUAUGCUGACAUAUUAUUUCAGAAAAUUAUAAUCCAAAGUGAGUUGUUUUGGUGAAUAAUUACUCAUGAAUUAAUAAUACAUUGAUUAUACAGUCAAGUGACGAUACGUUAAACGUUUAAAUAAGAAAAUGAGAAAUUUUAUGCAUGUCCAUUAUUUUCAAUUCAAAGGAAAGGAAUGAAAAGAUCACUUUGGCAAAUGUUACAUCUUGCAAGUAACAGUUACAAGCUCUCAAAUUCCUAGUUUGACGUUAAUGUGAGAAUAGUUUCCUCGCCAUUUUCUUGUAACGUCGGGGGAUCUCAACGUUAACUGAUUGUACAUUCGAAGACGAACACAUUUGAAAUUUACAUGUGGCGAACUUGAAAAAAAUUUUACUUGAUGAGAUAAAACGGUUCGUCGAAUGGUUGAACAAAUUAUUUUCUACUACAGCGCGACCUUGCACAAAUUAUCGGAGUCGAUCCUGAUUGGUAAUAUCUGCUGGCUUAAUUAUCCCGCCAUAAUAUUAAGAGAAUAUGUUACAUUUCAGAGCUAACAAGCUGUACUUUCAUCGAGGCAGCAAUGGUCACUUUGAUUAACUUUUGCAAUAUUGCUCUGUACUAUUAGCUGAAGUUUUCGUAUUUUUGCCUGUCCUUUAUUCCAUCGACAGCGUUGCAAAAAAACUUUUAAUUAAACAUUUAAAAGAAUAAUCACUGCUGAAAAUUAUCCGUUGGCCAAAGCAGACAGUACCUGUCUACAUUUAAUUUACAAUCAUAAAUUCAC
Molecule: messenger RNA, 2389 nt
Organism: Phymastichus coffea
Lineage: Eukaryota; Metazoa; Arthropoda; Insecta; Hymenoptera; Eulophidae
Exons: 8
Coding region: 243-1556 (437 amino acids)
Molecular function (GO): N,N-dimethylaniline monooxygenase activity; NADP binding; flavin adenine dinucleotide binding
Source: RefSeq, a predicted model, not a curated record